AGAUUCCCAGAGCCACCAGAGAAGAUCGACACCUCGGCCCAAGGCCGCAUGCUGGCGACGUCAGGGACUCUUAGGGCAGGCUGCGCGGGGUGCUUGGUAAGCUCCACUGCCGGUGCGAGGCAAUCCAGGUCGGCGGGCAGCAAGCAGGAGGAUAGCAAGCAUCUGAGGUUCAGGAAGCGGUGGCUGGUUGGCUCGGGUGCCUUUCCGCGACUGCGAAGCACCCCGCAAACAACGGGCCUGCCUCUCCCAUUGUUCUUUCUCCCGGCCAGGCCGCCCAGUCGUCGCCAUGUCUCGACUCGUAGAGGGGGCUUUUAAUGUUGGCGUUCCGCUGCCGCGGGCGGCAAGCCAGGCCUGCCAAAGCUCGAUCUACGCCGGGCUCCUGUCGCCCUGUCUUUAGCACCUCUCCUCCAUCCCUCAACCAUCUG
Messenger RNA from Microdochium trichocladiopsis, 425 nucleotides. RefSeq lists its product as uncharacterized. The record is from RefSeq and is a predicted model, not a curated record. Lineage: Eukaryota; Fungi; Ascomycota; Sordariomycetes; Xylariales; Microdochiaceae. The transcript has a single exon. The coding region runs from base 49 to 315 and encodes 88 amino acids.